CAUUUCAUUUGUCAUAUGAUCUAUAAAGGUGUUCUUGAAUAGGGUAUAGUUUAUUACAUUCUUGUUCGUCUUGUCCCUCAAGACCCCACACACAUAUUCUUGAGGGAGAAAAUGAAUAAAUUUAUAGGCAUUUUUGCAUGUCUCCUGAUUGUGGCAUUGGAUGUCACUGCUGGAAUUCUUGGAAUCAAAGGCGAGGCCGCUCAAAAUCAGGAGAAGCAUUUGAGGCUGUGGAUAUUCGAGUGUAAAGAGCCGAGCCACGAGGCUUUCGUUCUAGGCGUAGCUGCCGCAACCCUUCUUAGUUUGGCUCAUGUUCUUGCCAAUUUGCUCGGAGGGUGCAGCGUCUGCACUACUCAGGAGGAGCUUCAGAAAGCAGCCCCCAGCAAGAAGUUGUCAAUGGCAUGCCUUGUUUUCACAUGGAUCAUCCUGGCGGUUGGUCUAUCUAUGCUGGUGAUGGGAACAAUAUCAAACAACAAAUCAAGGGCAUCCUGCGGCUUCACGCACCACCAUUUCCUAUCUACUGGUGGGAUUUUGUGCAUGGUCCACGCCGUGUUUGCCGUUGCCUAUUAUGUUACCUCCACCGCCGCGCUCCCUUAAAACCGGCCAACAUGUUUCCUUAACUCCCCCUUUUGUCUCCUAACUUUACCUGUUAAUUAAUUGAUCCAAACCCAAAUUCUC
Messenger RNA from Sesamum indicum (sesame), 675 nucleotides. Its product is annotated as protein VASCULATURE COMPLEXITY AND CONNECTIVITY. The record is from RefSeq and is a predicted model, not a curated record. NCBI's taxonomy places the organism in Eukaryota, Viridiplantae, Streptophyta, Magnoliopsida, Lamiales, Pedaliaceae.